AUGGAAAAUGAAAAUAAAGAAAAAAAUGAAAUAUCGCUGUUAGAAAUUAAACGAAAAGUUCAAACGGAGCAUGAAGCUUCAAAAGAUGAUAAUAAACAAAAAAAGUUUCGAAUUUUAAAUUAUACCCCAAAAGAUAGUUUUGUUGGAAAAAUUGAAAAAGAUUUUUUGGUUUACUUUUGUUUUUUAUGUGGAUAUAAUUGCUUAAUAAGUGAAAUUGAUAUAUAUAACUUGCCAACAAGAAAAACAGAUAAUUCAAUUAUAUAUCCAUAUAAAAAAAUUGUUCAUAAAAAAAAUCAUAAAGUACAAACAAAGAGAAUUUUAAUAAAUAGAAAAAAUGGAAUAGAAGCACAGUAUAGAAUAUUAUGCAAAGAAUGUGACGUACCAAUUGGAUAUAUCAGUAAUUUGAAUGACGAUAACUCAUAUAUUUAUUAUUAUAAUUAUUCCAUGUUAAAGGAUCAAACAAAAUGUAAAAUUUUUAUAGAUGUGUAA
Molecule: messenger RNA, 489 nt
Organism: Plasmodium gallinaceum
Lineage: Eukaryota; Apicomplexa; Aconoidasida; Haemosporida; Plasmodiidae
Product: conserved Plasmodium protein, unknown function
Exons: 1
Coding region: 1-489 (162 amino acids)
Source: RefSeq, a predicted model, not a curated record